Messenger RNA from Filobasidium floriforme, 1158 nucleotides. RefSeq lists its product as uncharacterized. The record is from RefSeq and is a predicted model, not a curated record. The coding region runs from base 1 to 1158 and encodes 385 amino acids. The transcript has 4 exons. Lineage: Eukaryota; Fungi; Basidiomycota; Tremellomycetes; Filobasidiales; Filobasidiaceae.
AUGUACCCGGACGUUAUUGCUAGUGAUUCUCAGCGACAGGGCGUCUCUCGACACCCAGGAGGAGGUAGUCGACAACCGUUGGCGAGGGGAACGACGUCGUUUGACGAUAUGUCGAUAGUCGAGGUGAUUUCGCUCGAGAACCCCCCUUCGAUGGCAACGGAAGGUUUCGAGGUGAUGCAGGUCGAUAAGAGAGGUCCUACUAGUACCGUAAAGACCGAGGGAGGUCGUAAGAACGCUCAGUGGUCGUUAGCGGACGAUCGUUUGAUGUUAGAACUGCUUACGGAGGAACAACGUCGAGGUCGACGGGCCGAUAACGGUUUCAAACGUGGUACGUGGGCGUCAGUCGCCGCUGAGGUGAACAAGAUACGUAGUAAGGGUGGGGAGAAGGACGAGAAGUCAGCUAAGUUCCGUUUUAACAAGCUCAAGAACGAAGGGUGGAAGCCCUGGAACACGCUGUUGAAACGCUACAGCCAGUCAGGUGCCGGAUUUGAUGAAGAGAUGAAUAAGUUGAGCCUCCCUGAUGGUGCGUGGGACGAAUUGAAGGAGUCUGGAACGAAGGACAAUCUAGCACUCUACGCACUGCGAGGCCGGAGUAAUGAACUCUACCUAUUGCUAGAUGACCUCUGUUCAAAGACUACCCCCGACGGUCGUUUCGCAAUCGACCCUUUCGCUACCGACCCUUCUCAAACACCCGGCGGUACAUCGAAAUCGUCGAAAGCGAUGGGGAAACGGCCCAAACCAGAAUCGGACGAUUCUAGCGACGAAUCUUCAGGCCCCGAGGUCCAGGUUACCCCCUCCCGACGAACUCCCACCAAACGUCAACGCACUUCAGUUCAGGCUGAUCUAAUCGAACGACUAGAUCGUUUAGACGAACGCAUGGAGGACCUAGCUAAACGAGACCCGGAGAAGCAGAUGGAGAGGGUGUUUAAGAAGCUAGCCGACGUCGUUACCGAACUCUCGCUCAGCAACGUUGACUACAACCGUCUCGUCAAUCACUUCACCGACCGGCCUGUUCGAGGGAUCGCUUUCUUGGCUACACCCGACGUACUCCUGGCCAACAGCGUGAAACGUAUGGUGGAGAUGGAACAGCAAAGGGAGGAAGACGAAGAGGCUAGCCGACAUCCGACACGAUCUACGAGAGCGAAUCCAUGUCGAUAA